Entamoeba dispar SAW760 is the source of this 1551-nucleotide messenger RNA. RefSeq lists its product as uncharacterized. The record is from RefSeq and is a predicted model, not a curated record. Bases 1 to 1551 code for a protein of 516 amino acids. NCBI's taxonomy places the organism in Eukaryota, Evosea, Mastigamoebida, Endamoebidae. The transcript has a single exon.
AUGAAAUUAGGAUAUAAUGAAAUAAUGAUAGUAUCAAUAUAUUUUAAUGAUAUUAAUGAUUUUAUUAAUUUAGAAAUUGGAAUUAAAAGAUUUCAAGGAAAUAUGGAACGAUUUCAUUUUAAUCCAAUUCCAUUAAAUGAACGUUCAAGAAAAUUGUUUCCUAAUAUUGAAACAUUUCAUAUUUAUAAUGAAAAUGAUGAAAUAUUUAAUGAUGGAAAAAUAUUUAAAAAAGUAAUAUGGUAUUUAGUAGAUUAUUCAACACAUUUAAAAGAAAAAGAAGCAGGAAAUAUAUGUAAAAAUAUAGAAUAUACAAAAUCAGAUAGAGAAGAAUAUGGAAAUAUAGUACCACAUGAAGUUAAAUCACUUGGAGAUCAAUGUUUUAAACAUUGUACAUCAUUAAAAUCAAUUAACAUACCAACAACAAUUAGUGAAAUAGGACAAGGAUGUUUUAGAGGAUGUUCAUCAUUAAAAUCAAUUAGUAUACCUUCAUCUGUUAGUAAAAUAGGAUAUUAUUGUUUUUUUGAAUGUACAUCAUUAACAUCUUUCACUAUACCAACAACAAUUAGUAUAAUAGGACAUGGAUUUUUUUGCAAAUGCAUGUCGUUAAAAUCAGUUAAUAUGCCAUCAGUUAGUAGAAUAGGAUAUUGCUGUUUUGGUGAAUGUACAUCAUUAACAAGUAUAGUCCUUGAAAAUAUACAGUUUAUCAGUGAAAAAAGAAUAUUUAUGAAUAAGCCAGUGCUAAUUAGUUUUGAAAUACCAUACAACCUACAAAAAAUCAAUGGAGAGAAUAUUGAAAAGAAAGACAUCAAUGAAUUUAUUAUUCCAACUAUAAUAAGUGAAUUAAGUGAUAGUUGUUUUAGCAAAUGUGUAUCAUUAACAUCAAUUAAUAUUCCAACAACAAUUAGUGAAUUAGGAACUUGGUGUUUUAGUCAUUGUUCGUCAUUAAAAUCAAUUAAUAUUCCAUCAUCUAUUAGUAAAUUAGGAUAUGAAUGUUUUUCAGAUUGUUCAUCAUUAACAUCUAUAAAUAUGUAUAAUCUACAAUACAUUAGUAAAGAAAGAAUAUUUAUGAGUGAACCAGUAUUAUUUAGUAUUGAAAUACCAAAAAAUCUACAAAUAAUUAAUGGAAAGAAUGUUGAAAAGAAAGAUAUUAAUGAAUUUAUUAUUCCAUCUUCAAUUACUAAAUUAGAUAGACGGUGUUUUUAUUGGUGUGAAUCAUUAACAUCAAUCACAAUUCCAACAACAAUAAGUGAAAUAGGAUAUAAUUGUUUUUAUUGUUGUACAUCAUUAAAAUCAAUUACUAUACCUUCAUCAAUUAGUGAAUUAGGAUAUUGUUGUUUUAAAGAAUGUUAUUCAUUAACAUCAAUUAAUAUACCUUCAUCAAUUAGUGAAUUAGGAUAUUGUUGUUUUAAUAAUUGUUCAUCAUUAACAUCAAUUAACAUACCAUCAUCAAUUACACUGUUUGGAGAAUAUUGUUUUUGUGGCUGUGGUUGUACAGAAGAGUUAAAGAAGAAUAAAACAAUACCAAGAGGAUCUUUUGAACACAUACAGUGA